Ictalurus furcatus (blue catfish) is the source of this 3999-nucleotide messenger RNA. It is a transcript of the gene tfdp1b, whose product is annotated as transcription factor Dp-1, b. Lineage: Eukaryota; Metazoa; Chordata; Actinopteri; Siluriformes; Ictaluridae. Gene Ontology annotation, biological process: regulation of transcription by RNA polymerase II; regulation of cell cycle. Gene Ontology annotation, molecular function: DNA-binding transcription factor activity, RNA polymerase II-specific; RNA polymerase II transcription regulatory region sequence-specific DNA binding. The transcript has 12 exons. Gene Ontology annotation, cellular component: transcription regulator complex; nucleus. The record is from RefSeq and is a predicted model, not a curated record. Bases 2098 to 3342 code for a protein of 414 amino acids.
AGCCAGCUAGUAAGGUAGCCUGUUAGCGCCAGUUAGCAUAACUCGGGCCUCUGAGCUAGCGAACCACUUAGCUCAGCAAGCUUGUUAACACUUAGUUUUAAAGGUGGACUCGCUCAACUUCACUCAGUAAACGGGUUUAUUUGGAUUUCCUUCAAGUGAAACUGGUUUAUCUCCUGCCGCAUUAAUGAAGCGCUCCUUCACAACAACUUUACUACAUUAUAGUUCAGAUAUUUAGAAACACAAGCGGUUUCUUUCGUGUUGUGAGUUUUCAUUUUAGUUAAAUAUCCGGCACUUUUACUCCAAAAACUCAAAAAGUUUUUGUUUUUAAAACAUGUAAAUCAGCCUACUUAACCCAAAAAUAGAAAUAUUCCACUAACAGACUGGCUCAAGCAUGUAGUUAGUUUAGUAAAAUAAAUAAAUACCCAGAUUCUGUAUAUUUGUGAGGUCUUGUUGCUACAAUGCUUUUGUUUAUGACUUAUAGUUUUUUUUAAAAAUAUUUUAUUUCCACACAGUCCAUCUACCAAAACGCCUCCACAUGCUUCCUCCCCCAAACAGAUAUUUCCUUCUUUACCCUCACAUCUACACACGAAUAUUAUUUCUGCUCUUCUUUUUUAUUUUUAUGUUGAAACACAAAUUCUGUUGUACAAGAUGGAUUUGAAGUCAUAAAGUGACUUUUAUCCAUGUCGGUGAGCAGCACAGGAGUUUGAUCUGGAUACAGCAAGGCCAGUUCUCUUGUUUACAUUGAAGACAUUUGGGUUUGAGGUCAAAGAUGAGAUGAGACGAGAUGAUUGAUCAAGGUAUGGGAGAAAAGCAAGCUAUUUUGAAGCUGAGAAAAGAGGGAAAACCGAUCAGAGGCAUCGCACAAAUUUUGUGCAUAGCCAAUAUGACAAUUUAAAGUGUCCUGAAAAAGCAAAAGAAACCACUGGUGUACUGAACAACUGAUGACGAACAGGUCGGCCAAGGAAAACAACAGCAGUUGAUGACAAACGUUGUGAGAGCUGUGAAGAAAAACCCAAAAACAAAAGUCUGACAUCACCAACGACCUCCACGGGGCAGGGGUGAAGGUAUCACAAUCCGCUGUUCGAAGAAGACUUCAAGUGCAGAAAUAUUGAGGCCAUACCACAAGAUACAAAACCAGUCAUCAGCAGUAAGAAUCAGAAAGCCAGAUUGGAAUUCACAAAGAAAUACAGAGAUGAUCUACAAAAGUUCUACUACCGAGAUUAACUGCUACCAAAGUGAUGGAAAGACCAAAGUGUGGAGAAACAAAGGAUCUGCUCAUGAUCCAGAACACUACAAGCUCUUCUGUGAAACAUGGUGGAGGUAGUGUCAUGGUUUGGGCUUGCAUGGCUGCUUCUGGAACAUUCUCACUAAUCUUUAUUGAUGAUGUAAUUCAUGAUGGCAGCAGCAGAAUGAAUUCAGAAGUUUACGGAAACAUCCUGUCUGCCAGAUUACAGAGAAAUGCAUCCAAUCUAAUUGGGAGGAAAUUCAUCAUGCAGCAAGAAAAUGACCCAAAACACACUGCCAACUCAACAAAGGACUUCAUCAGGGGGAAAAGUGGAAGGUUUUAGACUGAUUAAGUCAAUCACCAGACUUUAACCCAAUUGAGCAGCAGAUCCCCCCCCCCCCCCCCCCCAAAAAAAAAAACAAGCAAACAAACAGCCGAAGGAAGCUGUAGUAAAAGCCUGGAAAAGGAUCACAAAAGAAAAAUAACAGUUUGGUCAUGUCAGUGGGUCACCGGCUUGAUGCAGUUAUUACAAGCGAGGAAUAUGCAACCAAAUAAUAAGUAUUAUUUACAUUAAGACUAUCUGUUCCAAUACUUUUGCUUGCCUAAAAAAAUGGCAUAGUCUGCCACCAAAGGUGCCCUGUUCUAGGUUGUUUAACACAUCUAGAUGUAAAUACCAGGAAACAAAAGCUGAAAUUCUGAUCUACCGUCUCCAUAUUCAUUUUCUGAUCUCAAAUCCAAAUCUCUUCAGUGUCUAGCAAAAACAAAAGAAUUGUUCUUGCCGUUCCAGUACUUUUGGAGUUUACAGGAAAGCAGACCAGAAGCCGAGACGUGCAGCAGGGAAGACGCUCUUGCAGCUUCUGCAAGAGCCAAACAUGAUGGCAAGAGAUGGUGGCCUGAAGGAAACCAGUGGAGAGCUGAAGGUUUUUACCACUCAGAACGUGAGUCCUGGAACAGGUGAGUUCCCACCUCGGAAUCCAGGUGUGCUGUUCGUCAGAGAAGGUGCUGUCGUGUCUCUCGUGACUGUCCAUCCUUCUUCUGUCACCGGAGUGAAGCAGAUAAUGCCUAAAGCACUCGGAGGCCCUGGCGUUAAUGUGCUUUCACAUGUGGUGAUUGGCACUCCUCAGAGGCCCAGUGCUCCUGCUGGUGCCGCUCUGUUAACCAGCCCCAGAACUCCUAGUGCUCAGUUCCUCACGCCACAGACACAGGCGCGAGAGUCUUCACCCUGGUCCAGUGGACGCAGCAGUAGAAGAGGGGACAAGAAUGGGAAAGGCUUGAGACAUUUCUCCAUGAAGGUGUGCGAGAAGGUUCAGAAGAAAGGCGUAACCUCCUAUAAUGAGGUCGCAGACGAGCUGGUGACUGAGCUGAGUUCUGGAGACAACAUCUCUCCAAAUGACGCUCAUGUUUAUGACCAGAAGAACAUUCGGCGGCGGGUAUAUGAUGCACUAAAUGUCCUAAUGGCGAUGAACAUCAUCUCCAAAGACAAGAAGGAAAUCAAAUGGAUCGGCUUCCCAACUAAUUCUGCUCAGGAGUGCAAGGACCUGGAGGCCGAGCGCCAGCGACGACUUGAAAGAAUCAAGCAGAAGCAGUCUCAGCUUCAAGAGCUCAUACUACAGCAAAUAGCCUUCAAGCGCCUGGUGCAAAGGAAUCGCGAGGCAGAGCAGAAGAACCACAGACCUCCUCCCAACACAGUCAUCCACCUCCCCUUCAUCAUAGUGAACACCAGCAAGAAGACCGUCAUCGACUGCAGCAUCUCAAAUGACAAGUUUGAGUACCUGUUUAACUUUGACAACAUGUUUGAGAUCCAUGACGACAUCGAGGUGCUGAAGCGCAUGGGCAUGGCGCUUGGGCUCGACUCGGGCAAAUGUACGCCGGAAAAUCUGAAGAUAGCCCGAACCCUCAUACCUAAAGCGCUGGAACCUUAUGUAACAGAUAUGGCACAGGGAGUCCACAGACAUUCUCAUACAAACAGUGAUAAUGGAGCUGUUGCCACUAUGGCCUCCAGCUCCAACAGCUCGUACCAUGGCAGCUCUCGUGAUACUCCGGCAUCCUUCCUGGAAGACGAGGAAGAGGACGAAGAUGAGGAUGAUGAGGACUUUGAUGAUGAUGAUGAAGAUUAAGUCUUCGCCCUGCUUUCGCCUCAGUCAACACCGCCUACAGCACGGUGGUGUGAUGUAUGUUGUGAUGAGAGGUUUCUGUUCUGUGACCUCUGAAAAUCCUCGUAUGGUUGUAUGUUCUUAGCAACCCUUCACAGUCUGCUGAGCAAAGCCCAGCUGCCUUGUCAAGGAUCUCAGUGGUGCUUUUGAAAUAGUUUUUUUUUUUUUUUUAUUUAGUUUUUUGGGGUUUUUUACCACACCCCCUCCUUUUUUUUAACCUCUUCCGUCACUGUUUGAUUCUUUUGUAAGACUUUUUUUUUUUCAUUCUGUUGGAAGUUGAGACUUUAAUGCUCAUGUGAUCCUCUAGUUGUAUUUUAUCCACUGUGACCAUCAAUUUAAAUGGACUUUUCAUGUCCAAAGAUUUGAAUAUGCUUUGAGUUAUUGGAUAGCCAUUUUCCUAACCUUCAGUUUGAUGUGGCAGAUUUUUUAUUUUUAUUUUUUUUUUUUGUUAAACUGUUACUUUUUGUACAGGCAACUGUUUUCUUACCUUAGGUGGGUUUUGGAGUUGAACACCUUCCACCAAGUGUCACGUUAUAAUAACAUUUGAUUUGUAAUUACAAACGCAGUGUGUCUAGUUAAGAAAUGAAUAUUAAAUCGUUCCGCAGAUGUUCAUUAUGUAAA